Molecule: messenger RNA, 5909 nt
Organism: Hippoglossus stenolepis (Pacific halibut)
Lineage: Eukaryota; Metazoa; Chordata; Actinopteri; Pleuronectiformes; Pleuronectidae
Gene: ror1
Product: receptor tyrosine kinase-like orphan receptor 1
Exons: 12
Coding region: 328-3207 (959 amino acids)
Biological process (GO): protein phosphorylation; positive regulation of kinase activity; multicellular organism development
Cellular component (GO): signaling receptor complex
Molecular function (GO): protein kinase activity; ATP binding; protein binding
Source: RefSeq, a predicted model, not a curated record
GAAACGAGUCUCUCCUCAGUGGAAGUGAAGGAUUGAGAGAGAGAGAGGGAGGGAGAGAAAGAGAGAGAGAGAGAGAGACGAGGGGGAAAGUGAGCUGGGCUCCAGUGAGGAGGGAAGAGACAAACCAAGACAGACGGAGACAACUUUCCUCUCCACACUCCCGCAGUGUUUUCUACACGGAGUGUGCGUCUUUUUUUAUUUGGACGCACAAGUCCCCCUGCUCAGACUCGUAGGAUUUGUUUGAAUCUUGGAGGAGCUCGACAACUUGAAUCAGUGCGAGCUGUGGAUGUGAAGAGCGGCUGGAGGUUUUAACACAGAGCCGGAGGAAUGUACCCAACUCGGGCAGCGGCGUGCCAGCGUCUGGGGAGAUGUCCAGGCUGCGCUCUCUGGAUCGUCCUGCUCCUCCACUGCGUCCUGGACCUGAGCGCGUCUGGGUCUGAGUUUUCCCAAGACCCCAGUGUGCUUGCCACCGCUUCAUGGAGCACCUCUAGUGAUGGUCCCUUCUUCAUCCGUCUCGAAGCUCCCCUGAACAACAUCACCACCUCUCUGGGCCUCACGGCCGAGCUCUUCUGUCGAGUGCUCGGCAACCCGCCCCCCGCUGUGCGCUGGCUGAAAAACGACGCCCCCGUCGUGCAGGAGCCCCGGCGCGUCUCCUACCGCUCCAUGCCGUACGGGUCGCGGCUCCGGAUCCGCAACCUGGACACCACGGACACGGGUUACUUCCAGUGCGUGGCCACUAACACCCAGGGCACCGUGUCCACAACGGGGGUGCUGUUCGUCAAAUUCGAUCCACUCCCUACACCUCUGGCAGGAAGGCCAACGGACGAUUUCGACGAAGAGGGAUUCUGCCAGCCGUACAGGGGCAUAGCCUGCGCGCGCUUCAUCGGCAACCGCAGCAUCUUCGUGGACUCUCUGCAGAUGCAGGGCGAGAUAGAGACGCAGAUCACAGCGGCCUUCACCAUGAUCGGCACGUCCAACCAUUUGUCCGAUCGCUGCUCCCAGUUCGCCAUCCCGUCUCUCUGCCACUUCGCCUUCCCGACGUGCGACCGCAGCUCGGGAACGGAGAAACCCCGGGACCUGUGCAAGGACGAGUGCGAGAUCCUGGAGAACGACUUGUGCAAGACGGAGUACAUCAUCGCCCGCUCCAACCCUCUGAUCCUGAAGAGACUGAAGCUGCCGAACUGCGACGACCUGGCCGCCUACGACAGUCCGGAGGCAGCGAACUGUCUGAGGAUAGGCAUCCCCAUGGCCGAGCCCAUUAACAAGAAUCACAAGUGUUACAACAACAGCGGAGCAGACUUCCGCGGGACGGUCAGCGUGACCAAGUCGGGUCGUCAGUGUCAGCCGUGGAACUCGCAGUAUCCCCACAGCCACACCUACCUGGCCCUCCGCUAUGCAGAGCUGAACGGGGGACACUCGUACUGCCGCAACCCAGGGAACAAGCACGAGGCCCCCUGGUGCUUCACGCUGGACGAGGGGGUCCGCAUGGAGCUGUGUGACAUACCCAUCUGUGACCAUAAAGACAUGUCUGGCGGCGGCAACAUGGAGAUCUUGUACAUCCUGGUUCCCAGUGUGUCCAUCCCGUUAGCCAUCGCCCUGCUCUUCUUCUUCAUCUGUGUGUGCCGCAACAACCAGAAGGCGGCCAGGCCUCCCGCCCCCCGCCAGCCAAAGCCAGUGCGAGGACAGAACGUGGAGAUGUCCAUGCUCACAACCGCGUACAAGCCGAAGAAUAAAGCCAAAGAGCUUCCCCUGUCGGCCGUGCGCUUCAUGGAGGAGCUCGGCGAGUGCACCUUGGGGAAGAUCUACAAGGGUCACCUGUAUCUGCCCGGCAUGGACCAGGCCCAGCUCGUGGCCAUAAAGACCCUGAAGGAUCUGUCCAGUACGCAGCACUGGGGCGAAUUCCAGCAGGAGGCGGCAGUGCUGACCGAUCUGCAGCACCCAAACGUGGUGUGCCUGCUGGGUGUGGUGACCCAGGAGCAGCCCGUCUGCCUGCUGUUUGAGUUCCUUCCCCAAGGCGACCUCCACGAGUUCCUCAUCAUGCGCUCGCCGCACUCUGACGUCGGCUGCAGCAGCGACGAGGACGGCACGGUGAAGUCCAGCCUGGAUCAUGGAGACUUCCUGCAUAUGUCCAUACAGGUGGCUGCUGGGAUGGAGUACCUGGCUAGUCACUUCUACAUCCACAAAGACCUCGCGGCUCGGAACGUUCUCGUGGGCGAACAGCUUCACAUCAAGAUUUCUGACCUGGGUCUGUCCAGAGAGAUCUACUCGUCGGACUACUUCUGUGUCCAGCCCAAGACGCUGCUGCCCAUCCGCUGGAUGUCCCCCGAGGCCAUCAUCUACGGCAAGUACACCUCCGAGUCGGACAUCUGGUCGUUCGGAGUGGUGCUGUGGGAGAUCUUCAGCUACGGCCUGCAGCCCUACUACGGCUUCUCCAACCAGGAAGUGAUGGAGAUGGUGAGGAAGAGGCAGCUGCUGCCCUGCCCGGAGGACUGCCCCCCCAGGUUCUAUGGUCUGAUGACUGAGUGUUGGCAGGAGGGACCAGGACGUAGAACGAGGUUCAAGGACAUCCACGCCCGCCUGCGAGCCUGGGAGGGGCUGUCGUCCCACGCCAGCUCCAGCACUCCCUCUGGUGGCGGGGGCAACGCCACCACCCAGACCACGUCGCUCAGCGCCAGCCCCGUCAGCAACCUCAGCAACCCCCGUUACGCCGCUGCUGCCGCCGCCGCCGCAGGGUACCUGUACCCGGCCCAGGCUAUGCCCACGCCAGCCCAGAUGGCUCAGAUUCCAGGCUGGGCUCCCAUGGCUGUGCCCACAACUCACCAGCGCUUCAUCCCCGUCAACGGAUACCCCAUCCCCACUGGAUACGCCGCUUUUCCUGCCCACUUCGCUCCCCCUGCUCCGCCCACCAGGGUAAUCCAGCACCACCUGCCACCUCCCAAAAGCCGCUCGCCCAGCAGCGCCAGCGGCUCCACCAGCACGGGUCACGUCAGCGGCGUGCCCUCCACCACAGGCUCCAACCACGACGCCAACGCGCCGCUGCUCUCCCACUGCAUCAUGCCGGGCAGCGGCGGGGGGUCGGUUCAGGUGUACGGACAACUUACCCAGAAGGGGAUGGGACACCUGGACCACGGAACACACACGUCGGCGCUGCUCACUGCUGAUCACGACGUGCUGAUGUACGACACGGUCAUCACCGCAGACCUGUAGACGGACGGACGGACGGACACUCACACACACGUUGGGGCCUCUCACCCAGUGACCUGCUAUAAGAAUUCUCUGGUCGGACAGGGAGCGAACAGAAAACAGGUUCUGGAAGCAAGAAACACUGUCGCAGCCACACGAGUAUAUACACGGCUGUUUGACUUUUAAAUGCCUUCCUGUUUAAAGCAAGUGUCCUUACCGCCAUGGUUUGAAAAUGUCUUUAUUUUAACCUCUGUGUAAAUACGGUACAUAAGUCCUUGAAUGAAUGAAAUACAAAGAUAUAUAUUCAAAAAGAACUUUUUUUAUUAUGGAAAACACUUUAAAGGGGAAGAAGGAGCGAGUCCCACCCUGUGUUCCUCUCUGUGUGGUGCAACCUGACAAACGCGUGUCAACAAGGUACAGGCCUGUUUCCUGCAGGAUGCUGAGGAGACGCUGCCACGCCACUCGCUCCUUUCUGGACGUUGAAAUGGAAAAAAAAAGUGCUGCACAUCAAAGCUUGUGCAGUGAAAGAGAAGAUGCAUUCAGCAAGUGAUGGAAGAAUGAACGAAGCAGAGGUGUGGAGCUGCCCUGGAACUUCAGCCUUUUCAGAUUCUUACGUUGGAACUGUCCCACCGAAGCAGCUGAAAGUGAAACACACUCGUUCAUCCUCAUUUUCACACCCUUUCAGAAAUGACAACUGAAUGUUCAACAUGACUUUCUGAGACUUGGACACAGGCCUCUUUGCUUCUUUGUUUUCGUUUUUUGAAUUUAAUAGUAAACUGUGCGUCAGCCUCCUUUCAUUCCUCUACAUGAGGAAACCGAGCGUUAAGGCCUCUCCAUCCUGUCUGUGCCUCCCUCCAUCAUUUUGUCUGCGAUCUCACCGUCUCUACAUGGAUCCUCCAACCUGCGUGUGGAUCAACAUCCAAUCCCUCACAUCUACAAACGAAAUCACACACCAAACAUUUUCUCUUAUUGUAGAUUGGAUGUGAGUUUUUUUGAUUUUUUUCAGUGUCUAAAUUGUGAAGGAAUUUACAGAUGUUUAUUCACAGGGCUUGUCGUCAUAUCUCUGUUUUUACUUUCCUGGUUUUAUUGCAUCUGGAUUGUGCACAAACAAAACACUGAGGACAUCACACAAAGGAGGGAGGAUAGAAACAAUGAACUCUCACAACAACUAGUGGUAACAUUAACGAAACAGAAAUAAAAUAGUCCAACAGUCCCCUGAUGAAGCCACGUUUAAGUUCGCUACAUCCAGAUUUCUCACUCAUACAAAUAUUUCCCUGAAACGUCCAUUAAUUAUUCUCUGUGAAAUCAUCACAAAUGUUGAAAAGCAACAUAUCUUGCUUUUCAACAUUUGUGAUGAAAGAGGGAAAAAGAAAGAGGGAAAAAGGUUCCGCACCAGACCACUGAAAUUACAGCUGUUUACAUCUUAACUCAUCCAGUGUCCAGGUUUAUGUGAUCAUUUGUGGUUUUGAUGCAUUGUCUUGCCCGAUCCUCCUUUUGUGAUAUGAAGAAGUGUGUUUUUGUGAAUGAUUAACUCUCUAAUGCUGUAAUCACACCAGUGAUCUCAUCUGUCUGUUCUCAUUUCAUGAUGACGGUUGAUUUCAUCGCAGCAAACGGCUGAAUAUGAAGCUUUUUAUUUCUUAGAGGACAGAAUCUGCUGCAGCAAAACAAAACAGUUUGUGAUCUCGGUAGUGAAAAGUAAAGUAUCUGUGUAGGAGACAAUCAUUGGUUUGUUGAAUGUAGAUAAAAAAAAGACAGUUUUCUGUUGACUUUAAAUGUUAAGUUUGUCUGAUCUGUGAUCUGAUGUCACUUCAAGAAAGUGUAUCCAUCCAUCAGCUGUACUGAUCGACAUUGGAGGAGUCACAGCCGACAUUGGGCGAGAGGGAUGUGGAUUUACACCCCGGACAGUUCACCAGCUUAUCGCAGGCUGAGGUUUCGUUUGUCCUGAGAUUCAAACGUAAUAUCGUCAACAGAGAAGCCGAUUGUCUGUAACUAGUGACACGACAAGUUUAGACUUUUCCACCUUUGGUAGAGAUUCGUUCCUCGUGUCAAAUCCAGUGCAUCGCUCCGCCAAGGCCCAACCGUGCCCUUGAAUUGAAUCAAGCUGCACUAAAUUGUUCACACUCAUGUUCCCUGAAUGUGCCUGAUAUUUUAUAGAGAAGAUUAUUUUAUUAUUCCCAGGGAAAACAGGGAAAAUGUCAAAAAAAAAGGCUUCAGAUCUGCACCAAAAUUAGAUUUCUAACCGCAUCCUUCCACCAAGUCUGUUGAAAUCCAUUUUUUUAUAAUCUUGCUUUACAAACAAUCGGUACAUGAUAAGAACCAUGUCUCCGUACUGUAUCUUGUUCUCGUGUUUUCCUCUGAAGCAGACUGAGCUACCCAGACAUCUGAGUGGGGACACGUGGCCUCCUGCGUGUAAAGGAACGUACAUGUAUGUGUAAAACUAUAACAGUGCAAAUAAACCACUUGUACACAAGACUGUGAAUCUUGAUCAAGUCUAGGUACUUUUGUAUUUGGCAAAAACAAAUCGUUAUUGUACCUUUUAUUUUUUUAUUUUAUUCUUUUCUUUUUCAACACAAAAAAAAACCAGCAUAAAGAUCCGACAGUGUACCGAUCAGAAGGUUCGAACCCUUUUGACCACGAGAGGCCUUGUCUUUGUAUUGUGUCUGAACAUUUUUGCACAGAUGUUUUGUAUUGCAAAAUCAUGUAUUAAAUGAUGUUGUUUGGUUAAA